AGUGACGCAGGCAGGGGAUGGGAGGGCUAGCCAGCUGGGAGUCAGCCUGGGAAGGAGCCUCAGUACAGACAGGCAGAGGCGGAGACACGGGUUCGAGCACUCCCUUCCUCUGGAUGUACUUGGCCCGGACUCACAGCCGGGGAUCAGGAAAGCGAAGCGGCUGGAGCUUCUGACGGUGCCCGUGAUUCUGAUGCGCCCUUUGGCCUUGGAGGAGAGAGGAAGCGGUGGGAGGACUUUUCUCGCUCCGGGCUGGAAUUUGAUCUGCCAGACUGAACUGUCUCUUCUCCAGCAACAUCCAGGAUCACUCUCUAUGGAAACAACCUCAAGAAUUUGGUUGCUUGGCUAAUUUCAAGGAAGCCUUUGCAUUUUAUGAAGCCCUGCGAUAUUCCAGCAGAAUUGCCUGCAUGUAUGCGGCUUCUUACAAUUUUAGCUUGUUUUUUGUUUUAAUUUUUGGCUUAUUUUGUUUUUUAAUUAUUCUGUCGGAACAUUAGAAAAUCUGCCUGAUCUUUGGCUGUUCUUCUAAAAAACGAAAAAAAUUCCUAUUUUUAUUGCAAUACGUGUGGUGAAUUCCCUAUGAACUGCCUAUGGUACCACAAGGAAUUUUAAUAUUUUGCGGAUCGUCCUCAUUUUUUUAGCAAUCACUUGGAAUUACAAGAGAAUAUAUUUUAGCAAACUGUCGGCCUGUUUUUAAGCAUUUUGAUUGUGCCCCCCCCCCCCAAUCAAUUUUAAGAGAUCUAUAUAAAGAUAUAUAAUAUAUACUGGUACAAAAUGGCUGAAAAUUGGAAAAACUGUUUUGAGGAGGAGCUUAUUUGUCCCAUUUGUCUGCAUGUUUUUAUUGAACCUGUCCAACUCCCUUGUAAGCACAAUUUUUGCCGAGGGUGUAUCAGUGAGGCCUGGGCUAAAGAGACUGGCAUGGUUAGGUGCCCAGAGUGCAACCAAGCCUAUAACCAGAAACCCACCCUUGAGAAGAACUUGAAACUCACAAACAUUGUAGAAAAGUUCAACUCUCUUAAUGUGGAUAAAGCACCUUCCAUACUGCACUGCGUGUUCUGUAGGAGGGGGCCACCUCUUCCUGCUCAGAAGAUCUGUUUGAGGUGUGAGGCCCCUUGCUGCCAGUCUCACGUGCAGACCCACCUACAGCAGCCUUCAACGGCUCGUGGACACCUUUUGGUGGAAGCAGAAGAUGUCAGGGCCUGGAGUUGUCCCCAACACAAUGCAUAUCGACUGUACCACUGUGAGGCAGAACAGGUGGCUGUAUGCCAGUUCUGCUGUUACUACAGUGGAGCCCACCAGGGACAUUCUGUGUGUGAUGUGGAGAUCCGACGAAAUGAAAUAAGGAAGAUGCUGAUUAAGCAGCAGGACCGACUGGAAGAAAGGGAGCAGGAUAUUGAAGACCAGCUGUAUAAACUGGAAUCCGACAAGAGACUGGUUGAGGAAAAAGUCAGCCAGCUGAAAGAUGAGGUGCGCCAGCAGUACGAUAAGUUGCACCAGAUUUUGGAUGAGGAUUUGCGGAAAACAAUGGAUAUUUUGGACAAGGCACAAGCCAAGUUUUGCAAUGAGAAUGCAGCACAAGUUCUACAACUUAACGAGCGAAUGCAAGAGGCCAAAAAGCUGCUAAGCUCUGUGCAGGUCAUGUUUGACAAAACAGAAGAUAUCAACUUCAUGAAGAAUACAAAGUCUGUGAAAAUCCUGAUGGACAGGACUCAGAAUUGCACAGGAGGUAGUCUUCCUCCUCCCAAAAUUGGCCACCUGAACUCUAAACUUUUCCUGAGCGAGAUUGCCAAGAAAGAAAAGCAGUUGCGGAAGAUGCUGGAAGGUCCUUUCAACACACCAGUGCCGUUUCUACAGAGCAUCCCUAUGUACUCCUGCAGUGUGAGCAGCUCGGGUGCAGAGAAACGCAAGCAUUCAGCUGCCUUUCCAGAGGGCAACUUUCUUGACCCAGCAUCGGGGACUGUUAGUGGCCAGUACAUAAGCCAGGGUUCUUCCUCUGGUGAGGGCCAGUCUGCACAACCCAUGGUGCCUUGCAGCUCCACCCAGCACAUAGUUGGACUUCCCAGUGGCCCUCAGCCAGUCCACUCCAAUUCUGUCUUCAAUCCAUCCCAUUACCCCAACAGCACAUCAUCUCAACAGUCUGUGCUCUCCCAAUAUGGAGGGCGUAAGAUUCUGGUCUGCUCUGUGGACAACUGUUAUUGUUCCUCCGUGUCCAACCACAGUGGCCAUCAGCCCUACCCUAGGUCUGGUCACUUCCCCUGGACAGUCUCUUCCCAGGAAUACUCUCAUCCUCUUCCACCCACCCCUUCAGUAACUCAGUCGCUUCCAGGACUUGCUGUCAGAGAAUGGAUUGAUGCUUCCCAACAGCAUGGCCGCCAAGACUUCUAUAGGGUCUAUGGGCAGCCUGCCACCAAGCACUAUGUCACCAGUUAACCAAUAGCAUAAGCUAGGCUUGUUAAAUAUGCAUUGAUAAAGACACCCCAAAACUGAAAUGGAGCAAACUUAACAUAUUUAGUUAUGGAGUGCCACUGUGCUACUAAAUGUGGUUACCAUAGGAGCUCUGUUUCUCUCUCUCUUUCACUUUUCUUUUUAAAUUCCAAUAAUUUUUGAGGGUGAUUUUUUUUUUCUUCCCUUCCUCAUCUAGCAAAGAAACCCUGUUAUUAUUUUUUCUUCUUUCUAAUGCUUUGUAGUUUUUCUGCUGAUGUCUAUCAUUUGAUGCAAAACAGCCCUUGAUGUUUCCUGGUGUGUGUUUUUUUUCUUUUUUUUUAUCUUCCGUUUUCAUUUUACUUUGUUGCUUUUAGGAAUAACUGAACUGUCAUUUGUGAUAGAAGCAUUUUAAGUUAAAAGGCCACUUAUCAUACAGACACUUUCCUUUUUAAUACCAGGGUUUCAGAGAUGUGUAAAUACACAGUGAUCAGAGCAUCGUGCAAACGACAGAAUAAAAGAAAAAGGGAAAUUAAACAAGCUGAAAUUUGUUUGCAGGGAGAGAAUCUGUCCCUCUGAGUUCUCAGUGUGCAACAGAGAUGCAGAAAUUUCCGACUUCCUGCUUGUUUGGAGCUAUUUCUGGUGCGGGUGUUAAUUUACAACACAGAUACAUUGCUGUAAGAAUGAAUUAAUACGUGGCAACCAAUAAAUCCAUUCUCCCUCCUGCAUGGGGGGAAGUGAAUAGUAGUCUAACCCAUCACACAAAUAUGUCUGUAUUUUUGCAGAUGUUGGGAAUUACCAAACAAAAGCAGGGACAUGGAGAUGUGUUAAAAAGAAACACAUUGUAUAUAACAUAAAAUGAAUUACAGGGUAAUGUUUUCUUACUUCGAUUCUUUAUGUAAUACUUUAAAGGUAGUUUAACUAUUAAAAAAAAAAAAUAAAAAAAGGGAAAAGAUAAAAAAAAAAGAGCAAAAAUGAAAUCUUCUUUCUCAAUAUACAAAUUUAUGGACCAAGGUUACAUUCAAAAAAACGACAUGUACCUGCAGGCAUUUAUGAGGCCCUAAUUGGUAAAUGGUCUUUUAGCUUAAAAAAAAAGUAGAGCAAUUAUUUCUUAAACUUUAUUUAAAAAAAGAAAACAAAACAUUUUUAACAUUCCAAAUACAUGUAAAAAAAAAAAAGUGCAAUUCAAAGUUUCCUUCACAAAAAAAAAAUAGAAAAAAAAAAAAGUUUUGCUUUACAUAAGAAAGGUAUCAUUUCUGGAGUGCCACAACCAUUAUAAAUAACAAUAAUAAUGCAAAAAAAAAAGGAACAAAAAGAUUUCAAGCAAAUGUAUGUAUGUACAGUGUAAGGUCCAAGCACUUUUUCCUUUUAUUUUCUUUUGGCAGCGUUAUUUAAAAGAAAAAACAAAACCAGUUAAUGCCAUAUUGUAAUAUUACAGCAAUAAGACUUUGUACUGUAUGUUGCUAAGGGACUAUAAUGGAAAGAACAAACGGACUCGCAUUACGGAAGGCACGCGCUGAGGUACAAACCGAACAAGCGGACAAACGGGAUCCGAGAGUUCUGCAUGGCAGCAGCAUCGAAUGCAGUAACACCAUCCUGUGUCCCCUGCCUCUCUCACAGUGUUGGACCUAGCGGUAAACUCUUUCUCAUAUCAUGCUCCUCCUAAAACAGCAGUCCCGCUUUACUCGGUCAAAACAAACAAACAAAAAAAAAAAGUAAAUAAAAUUCUUUUUAUAAACGAA
Xenopus tropicalis (tropical clawed frog) is the source of this 4157-nucleotide messenger RNA. RefSeq names its product tripartite motif containing 8 (gene trim8). Gene Ontology annotation, molecular function: ubiquitin protein ligase activity. The transcript is spliced from 7 exons. NCBI's taxonomy places the organism in Eukaryota, Metazoa, Chordata, Amphibia, Anura, Pipidae. Gene Ontology annotation, cellular component: cytosol; nucleus. The coding region runs from base 769 to 2424 and encodes 551 amino acids. The record is from RefSeq and is a predicted model, not a curated record. Gene Ontology annotation, biological process: suppression of viral release by host; antiviral innate immune response.